Molecule: messenger RNA, 261 nt
Organism: Fulvia fulva
Lineage: Eukaryota; Fungi; Ascomycota; Dothideomycetes; Mycosphaerellales; Mycosphaerellaceae
Exons: 3
Coding region: 1-261 (86 amino acids)
Source: RefSeq, a predicted model, not a curated record
AUGUCAGCAGUCACAGACAAGACCAAGGGCAUCACCAGUGACCCAACUGGCACCGCCAACAAUGCUGUAGCAGGAACCGAUGCAGCACGCAGCGACGUUACUGGCAGUCGCAAGCCAGGAGCUGGAACUGAUGGGACAGCACCUGUCGCAACUCCCGAGGAGGAGAAGAGCAGUCUGAAGAUUCACAUCAAGCUGGACCUAGACGUGGACAUCCAUUUGACAGCAAGGAUAAAGGGUGACAUUACAAUCGGCUUGUUGUAA